AUGGCACCAUUUGAAGCACUUUAUGGGAGGGGAUGUAGAUUGCCCAUAGUGUGUUUUAAGGAUGGAGAUGUAAAACCUUUGGGAGUUGAUUUGAUGGGUGAACAGGUUCUUUUGAAGGUGUCACCUAUAAAGAGUGUGAUAAGAUUUGGUAAGAAGGGCAAGCUUAGUCCUCACUACAUUGGCCUAUUCAAGAUUCUUGACUGUGUAGAGCCAAUGGAUUAUAGGUUGGCUCUACCACCUAGUCUAUCUAGAGUCCACCUAGUGCUCUAUGUAUACAUGUUGAAGAAGUACCAUGGGGAUGGAUAUUAUAUCAUCAAGUGGGACUCAGUCUUAUUAGACAAAGAUCUUCAGUAUGAAGAAAAACUGAUAGCAAUUCUUGAUCAUGAUGUUUGGAAGCUAAGGUCCAAGGAGAUUAAGUCGGUAAAGGUUCAAUGGAAGCAUCAUCCGGUUGAUGAAGCCACUUGGGAAACCAAGAAGGACAUGCGAGACCAAGAACAAGCCAAGAGACUCCGUAAAAGGAAAGCUCAAGUUCCUUAA
Molecule: messenger RNA, 537 nt
Organism: Solanum dulcamara
Lineage: Eukaryota; Viridiplantae; Streptophyta; Magnoliopsida; Solanales; Solanaceae
Exons: 3
Coding region: 1-537 (178 amino acids)
Source: RefSeq, a predicted model, not a curated record